Messenger RNA from Haemonchus placei, 1152 nucleotides. Lineage: Eukaryota; Metazoa; Nematoda; Chromadorea; Rhabditida; Trichostrongylidae. The record is from the annotation of a GenBank genome assembly.
UACAGACUGACCUCUGUUUCUGCUUCCGAUUUUUCAACUGACGAUUUAUCAGGGGUCUUUGGAAAUGGUUCCUGUCUCUUUUCCGAUAUAGACUUGUCCACCUUUGGCUUGCCAUUAUGCGUUCUUUUAACUGGUGAUUCUUCCGAUGAACUCGAAGCCGAUUUGACGGGUGAAGCGUCUUUGGACUUAUCCUUUGCCCCUUCCCCAAAAGUGUUACUCAGAAAAUCGAACAGCAUCUUAGUAGUCGAUGUCACUGCACUGUCUCGACCUUUUUCAUUUUCUACAUGAUCCUUUGAUUCAGCAGCUUUUCUAGUGUCUCCUUGUCUUUGAAGUUGCCGUUCCCUUUGACGUUUUGUCAAUAUAUUUCCUCCCCAUGCUAUUGGGACAUAUUCAGGAUGAAGGAGAAUACAGUCGAGUAGAACCCUUUUCGCCUUGGAACUAUCCAGCAAGAAUAACCUAAGCUCAUUGUCUACGACAUCCUCAAAGAGAUCUGGUCGCAUGAGAAGAACUUCGAUACCAUAACCGAACGCUCUGUCGAUAAGCAUUACAAUCGUUUCGUUUGGCCUUGCAUUUUCUGCUUCGAAGAAGUUCGCCAGAAUCCUUGCCUCUGCAGGUUUAACGAUUUGUUCAAGAAUCUGAUUCCGUUUCAUGAUGGCUAGACCUCGCAGUGCUACCGCUUCUUGCUCCGGUGAACCUAAAGAAAUAAACCAAACCGGUUUGUCUUCGUCGGCUGACAAGGUCCCCCUUCGGUCUUCACUCUCGGACUUUUCUUCUUCGACAGUCUUCUUGGCUACCUUCGUAGUGUCACAGUGCCGCUCCAAAUGCUUUAUUCGUUUGCUCAGAUCGCUUAUUUUCUUUUCCCUGCGAUGAAGCCUCGCUCGCAGCUUCUUAAUAACGGAGACAGAUUUGCGAUGUGCAUCUUCCAGCUGUCCAACUCGACUGAGAAGUGCAUGGAUUUCUCGCAGAAGUUUUUCAAUCCGUUCCGUCGGUGGUUUAACUUCCUCGUUACUUAGCUGCGUAGAAUCCAACUCUUCUGAGCCUUCUUUUUCCAAAAUCGUCUCCUCACCACCAGCGGAAGUGCUGAAAUCAAGGUUGAAGGUCCCGUACAGGCAGCGCUUGAUGUUUGUGAAUGCACAUACUCUGCUGAACUGA